AUGCCCAGAAACUAUCGUAUUGUCAUUGGGGCUUUCGCAGCGAUUAUGCUGCUUUUGUUGAUUAGAUCCUCAACUACAGUGAAACCAGCACUUGACAUUGUCAAAACUGCUUCACAGGAUAUUUCUGCGUCAGAAGAAGUUGACAUAUUGCCAGUAAAUGAAAGACCAGGUUAUAUUGAUGAUGCGAAGACUGAAGAGGGCAAUUCAGACGUAGCUCAGGCUGUUAAGGCACAGGAUACAUCAUUGGGAUCUACUUAUUCCACAGGUUUUGAAUGUAACAAAGAUCACCAGUACGUGAUUAUGAUCGAUGCUGGUUCUACCGGAUCCAGAGUUCACGUAUAUGAAUUUGACGUUUGUACAGAACCGCCAACUUUGAUAAACGAAACUUUCAAGAUGUUGAAGCCUGGAUUAUCAUCAUUUAAUACUGAUUCAGCUGGGGCUGCUCGCUCAUUGGAUCCAUUAUUAGAACGUGCAUUGGAAGUGGUUCCUGAAAAGAAGAGAAGUUGUACGCCAGUAUCUGUUAAGGCGACUGCAGGUUUAAGAUUGCUAGGUGUGAACAAGUCUGACAAGAUUUUAGCAGCUGUGCGUGAACAUUUGGAACAAGAUUACCCAUUCCCUGUCGUCGAUGGUAAAGGUGUUUCCAUCAUGAGUGGUGAAGAGGAAGGUGUUUUCGCAUGGGUUACAACCAACUACUUGUUAGGUAAUAUCGGAGGUAGUCAGAGAACUUCUACGGCAGCCGUGUUUGAUCUUGGUGGUGGUUCCACUCAGAUCGUAUUCGAACCAACUUUUCCACCCAAUGAGAAAAUGUUAGAGGGUGAACACAAGUACGAACUAAAAUUUGGUGACGAAGUUUACACUCUAUACCAAUUCUCUCACUUGGGAUAUGGUCUCAUGGAAGGUAGAAAUAAGAUCAAUGCUCAGCUAGUGGAGACUGCUAUCAAAGAAGGUGUCAUUCCUAAAGGUGACACUAAAUCGGUUCACGAAUUGAUAUCCCCUUGUUUACCACCAAAGGCUCAAGUGAACAACCAGAAAGUUACAUUGGCUAAUGAAGAUACGUAUUUGGUCAAUUUCUCAGGCCCUGUAAUUCCAACUGGCGCUCAAUGCAGAUUUUUGGCUGAUAAGGUUCUAAACAAAGAUGCUAAAUGUACAAAACCACCAUGUUCCUUCAACGGUGUACAUCAACCUUCCUUGGUGCGUACUUUCAAGGAAACCAACGACCUCUACGUGUUUUCUUAUUUCUACGACAAGACCCAACCCUUGGGAUUACCGCUAUCCUUUAAACUUGAUGAAUUGGUUGAAUUGGCAAAGAUGGUUUGCAACGGUGAAGAAGUGUGGAAGAGUGUCUUUAGUGGCAUUGAGGGUUCCGUAAAGGAAUUGAAAAAGGAACCACAAUGGUGCCAAGAUUUAUCAUUCCAAGUAUCUCUACUUCACACAGGUUAUGAUAUUCCAUUGCACAGGGAAGUAAAGACUGCCAAGACUAUUGCCGAUAACGAACUUGGUUGGUGCCUUGGUGCCUCAUUACCAUUGAUCAAUUCUGACCAAUGGAACUGCAGAUUGGACCAACUGGGCUAA
This is a messenger RNA of Zygosaccharomyces rouxii, 1572 nucleotides long. RefSeq names its product guanosine diphosphatase (gene GDA1). The transcript has a single exon. The record is from RefSeq and is a predicted model, not a curated record. NCBI's taxonomy places the organism in Eukaryota, Fungi, Ascomycota, Saccharomycetes, Saccharomycetales, Saccharomycetaceae. Gene Ontology annotation, biological process: nucleoside diphosphate catabolic process; protein N-linked glycosylation. The coding region runs from base 1 to 1572 and encodes 523 amino acids. Gene Ontology annotation, molecular function: GDP phosphatase activity; UDP phosphatase activity. Gene Ontology annotation, cellular component: Golgi apparatus; membrane.